Planococcus citri (citrus mealybug) is the source of this 1973-nucleotide messenger RNA. RefSeq lists its product as uncharacterized. Lineage: Eukaryota; Metazoa; Arthropoda; Insecta; Hemiptera; Pseudococcidae. The transcript is spliced from 3 exons. The coding region runs from base 372 to 1271 and encodes 299 amino acids. The record is from RefSeq and is a predicted model, not a curated record.
AACAAACAGCAUCCAAAUAUGGAGCAAUCUCAUAUUUCUACCGAGGUCUGAGAUGAGCGUCCGAACGCUUCUUCCAAACUCAAAUCACAUGUACUCAACGGCGCGCCUAAAAAACACCAAAUUUAUAUGCAUUUUUCAUCCCAAUAGUGAUUUUGAUUCUUUCGGUCUCACUCUCUUGGUAUAGCCUAUCUUUCUUUUGCUCUCUCUCUCUCUCUGUCUACGAUUAUCGCGAAAACUCAGCUCUCUUUGUUUAUGUUUUGCGGAUAAUUCGUAUUAUUUUUUUUGUUUCGAUGACGAAGGUGGUUUUUUAAACUGUGAUGAUCGAUUGAUUGUAAUUUUCACCUGGAGAAUUUUUUUUAAAAAGACACGAUAUGCAAGUGAACGGCAAUCCACAAUGUAGGCAACCAGCCGUAGCUGAUACAGCAACGAAAAAUUCAAAUAACCGAGGCAAACGAAAAGCACGCUGGAAACUGAAAUUCCACCACCAAGCUCUACCUCCGGAAUACCUAGACCACUACGAAGCUUCUCUACAGCAAAACAAAGACCACCAACAACAGCAACCCAAAUCACCAACAAUAACACAAGCCACAACAUCAUCCUCGGGGACUACAUCCACAUCAAAGUCAUCUCCCAAACCUUCAACGUCGUCGUCCAAAACUCCACCAUCUCCAUCUCCCUCACUACCAGGAUUAACUUCUCUACAAUCGACAGUUCGAUACAAAGACUUGCCAUACAUGGGUGAGAUGACUUUAGACAAUGCGCGGCCGAGACGAGGACGUAAACCUAAAAAGGCUGAUAUAUGUCAUCUGAUUUACAAAAAUUACGGCACAACUGUCGUCGACGAGCCUUUAAAUUUAUGCCUGCGUGACCUCCAAGUUCAAAAUAACAAAGAGACGCCUCCGAGCGAGGUAUCCAUGUGUAAGUUUAAAUUCACCGGAGGUGCACAGCCUACGUUACAGGAGAAAAAAUCAAUGUCUUUGGACUCGACUGGUAAUCUAAGACUGCUCGCCAAUAGUCGAGCUCGUAGCAAAGAAUUAAAACGUAAAAGUAGAAAAUCACUAGCGAGGGAAAAACUGGAGAAAACUUUUAAAGAAAAAGGCUUCUUGAUACAGACUCAACAGCUGGAGUCGGCUCAAGGGGCAACUUAUUGUAAGUUUAGACAGUUACGUAAAUUCACCAGGUAUUUGUUUCGAAGUUGGAAACAUCAUUUACCGGGAGAUAUUGUCAAUAAUAACAAUACGAAUACGAGUAACAAUAAUAAUAAUGUUUAGGAUGGUUUUUAAAAGGGACAGAAGAGAAUUCGAUGAUACUUAGAGGUGAAAAUGAAAAAACAUGAAUUAUUGAGAUUUGAGAGAAAAAAUGCUCAUACUGCCAUGAAUACAAUAUUUAAGUAGGCCUAUUAAAUGAUAAGUACUUUCUUAUAUUCUUGUUUCUUGAAUCGAACUCUUCUUCCUGUCUUUUUUUUUUCGAGAAAAAAAAUGAGCAUUUGAUUGUUUUUAUUUUUACUAAGUAUACUUACUUAAAAAUCGAAUUAAUAAUAAAAUACAAUAUAAGUAAACGCAUAAUCGGGGCUGUGAUAAGAUUAUGUAUACUGUGCUCUCGUUUUCGACUUUACCAUAAUUCUGGUCUUUACUUUGUAAUUAUCGUUUGAUUAUGUAAGUUCCUAUUAAUAAAUUUAUUUAUUUCACGAUGAAAUAAAAUUCAUUAUUGAUUAAUGCAAAUAAAUAUCUACCAAUGUAAAGUGUACCUUAUCCGAGAGACAAUAAUACGAUCUGUUCAUGGAUAAGGGUUUCUAUAAAUAUUUUUUUUAAUAUGUACCUACCACUACGAUUUGUAGAACCAUAAAUCGAGUGUUUGUUCAUAAAUCGCCCGAUCACGUUAAUAUUUUAUAAUUAAAAUUUAAUUCAUAAGCAAUGUGUGAUAUUUAGAUUUUAUUUACGAAAUUUUUAUCAAUAUAUUUUAUUUACCAUUUU